This is a messenger RNA of Triticum dicoccoides, 1044 nucleotides long. Its product is annotated as oxysterol-binding protein-related protein 1C-like. The record is from RefSeq and is a predicted model, not a curated record. The transcript has 4 exons. Gene Ontology annotation, cellular component: cytosol; membrane. Gene Ontology annotation, molecular function: sterol binding. Lineage: Eukaryota; Viridiplantae; Streptophyta; Magnoliopsida; Poales; Poaceae. Bases 1 to 1044 code for a protein of 347 amino acids.
AUGGCUAGCGCGUCGCCCUGCUCCCUCGCCGCCCUGGACCGUGCAGGCCUCGUCGUGCCACCGCUGCUCGCCGCCCCACCGUCUCUUGUGCCGCCGCGCGCCCCGUCUUCGCCCGCAUGGCCCCGCUCGCCGCCGUCCAUGCCGCACCCGCGGCACCCAACUUCUGCCGCCGGAGUUCACCACCGCUAUGGUCUGCCUGGUUCCGCACCACAGGAGGAGGCCGGCCAUGGCGACACCGGAUCUGGCAUCUCCGGGGUCCUCUACAAGUGGGUCAACUACGGCCGCGGGUGGCGGCCUCGCUGGUUCGCGCUCAGCGACGGCGUGCUCUCCUACUACAAGAUCCACGGGCCCGACCGUAUCGACCUCUCCCGCGACACCGACCGCGGCGCCAAGGUCAUCGGCGAGGACUCGCUCCGCCGCCUCGCGCGCCCCUCCUCCGCCUCCGCCCCCCACUCCAAUGGCCACGGCCACCACCAGACGCCCCGCAAGCCCCUCAGCGAAAUCCACCUCAAGGUGUCGACCGUCAGAGAGAGCAGAUCGGACGACAGGAGGUUCUCCAUCUUCUCGGGGACCAAGAGGCUGCACCUGCGGGCCGAGACGAGGGAGGACAGGGCCGCGUGGCUCGAGGCGCUCCGUGCCACCAAGGAGAUGUUCCCGAGGAUGUCCACCAGCGAGAUGGUCGGGCCGGGGGACACUGCGGCGGCCGCGGCGGUCUCCACCGAGCGCCUGAAGAAGCGCCUGCAGCAGGAAGGGGUCAGCGAUGCUGCCAUUGCUGACAGCGAGAGGAUCGUGCGUGAGGAGUUCGAGGUGCUGCACAAGCAGCUUGUGCUUCUCAAGCAGAAGCAGGCGCUACUCCUUGACACGCUCCUCCACCUAGAGACAGAACAGGUCGAUUUGGAGAAUAUCCUCAUUGAUGAGAGCCAAAGACAGUCGAAAGAGUAUGGAUCUGCUUCCAGACCAAGGAAUGAGAAGCUUAGUGGUAUGACAAAUUUAGUUAGUGUAAAUCUUACUGCUACACAUGCUAUUGAUAUACGUGCGUUCUGA